Molecule: messenger RNA, 3344 nt
Organism: Notolabrus celidotus (New Zealand spotty)
Lineage: Eukaryota; Metazoa; Chordata; Actinopteri; Labriformes; Labridae
Exons: 5
Coding region: 2420-2923 (167 amino acids)
Biological process (GO): cell adhesion; tissue regeneration
Cellular component (GO): membrane
Source: RefSeq, a predicted model, not a curated record
AUCCCCGUCACCUCCUUGAGGUGCUCCCUCACGUCCUUCUCCAAAGCCCAGAUGUCCCCCUCAACUUUCCGUACAAGCGUGGUCUUCCGGUUGCCGUGGGUCAGGUCGGUGUACACCGGGAUGUUGUGCAUGCGCGAGCGGCGGAUCAUGUACGGCAGAGGCGGCGGUGAGGCCGCCGGAGGGGUCCACCCUGACGGUGUGGGACCGGCGUGCUGAGGCGGAGUGGGUACCCGGGUCGACGGGAUGAGCCGCUCCACGAACCUGUACUCGUCCGUGGACUCUACAAUCACCGGCUGGGCUGCUCCUGGAGCCGCGGAGCAGACACAUCGGAGCCCCGCAGAGGAGGCGGUAUGUCCCCGUGUUCCGAGCAGUGUCCUGCGGAGCACCGAGGACCGUAGGAUGAAGGAGGCCGCCAUGUUGUGUAGAAAUGUGACGUAAUUGAACCGGAAACACACAUUGACACUUCCUGUGACAUCAAGCAGUGUUAAAAAAAACUGAACGAAUCUUAAUUUUUCAUCAUGUCCAGCUUUAGGAGUCUUUUCAUCAUUCCACUAUUAAAAACAAAUUCAUUAUUUCUUGUUAUACCCGCCCCAACCAAACAUGAAUUCAUAAUUGAUUAAUUAAAAUAAUGAAAAAUAAAACACACUAAAAAAAACUGACAAACCCAAGAAGACCAUGACAGUUUUAUGUUAAGGUUAAAUAAUUGGAAAAUUGAGAGAAUGAAUAGCUUUAAUUUACUGAAACAUUAAAUAUCCAGUGAAAAUUGUACCUGUGAAUGCUAAUGAUCACAUGGUCAGGUUUUUCCUUGAUAUAAACCCUGAAAAGAACAUUUAUGCUCUCUAUCGUGGAUAUAACUCAUAAGAACAUCUGGUGAUACGAGUGAACUGAUAUACAAACUGUGCUCCUGAUUUACAUUAAACUUGAUGACAGCAUCUCAUUGCAGAAAGGUAAAGAUAUAUGUGAUGGAUUACAUAAAUAAACUGGACACUGGACACAGAAGUCUCAGGAGACACUGAAGGCUUACGUUGAAAUAGUUUAUGUAGAACUCAAUCGAGGAUAAAUAACACAACAGUACACAGGCAGGAGAGUGCAGUGCAAUGCCAAGUUAAUUCUGUCUGACAAAUCCUCAGGCAUGUACCUUUAUUCCCCUAGAGAUGACACUACAGUUAGAUAACCAUAUUUGGACAAUAGGAAACAAAACAAUUGGGAAGAAGAGCUGUGCUCUAGUCUGGAGACAGUAAGUUUUUCACAACACAUAGAUUAAGACAGGAGCAGGGAGAAAGACCUUGAUUACACUGACCCUGUCUUGCCUAUCACCCAGCAGCCUUGGCUGACAUAGGAACGAAGUUACUCUGCACUUGACACUUAGACUGAAAAAUACAAGAGUUAAACAUUCUUACAUACAUGUAUAUAAGACUAUGAAAAUUCCAUGACAGUAUAGAGGUUCAAUAUGGUUUAGUUCCACCAGAUCUCCCUGCAUAAAAACACCUGUAUACUCAAGCUGCACACCUGGAUGGAAUGCAGCUGAUUUGUUUUCAGUUACCUGCUGUGGCAUGAAAAAUACCUGCUGUGAAGCUCUUUGAAAACACUAACUAGAGGAAGAUGUGAUGAAAAAAAAGAGUUAAUACCCAGGCUGUGUCAACAUCACAGCAGCUUUCAAACUGAUGUUUUAUAUGUAACACCAAAUAAUUCAAAGUUUCAGCUCUAUACAGUGAAAUAAAUGCUUUUUAAAAUUAUAACUACGAAUCCAAAGGCUCUGUAUUAAAAGCAGGUUUCUUAAAAGAGGGUUUAUUUUAUUUCUUGGACCUGCUUCUCCCAUGGGAGUGCACAAAGAUCUGCUAUCCUGCACAGAAACAUUUCCCUCCCCUGCAGGAUGAUCUGUCCGUUAUAUUUUUGUCAGGAGAGGGAGGUGUAGCGUACAGUUUAACAUGUCGGGGUGAGCUCCAGCCCAAACCAGCAGCGCCCUGGCUCUGCCUUCUUUCACAUAUCUCCUCUCUUUGCUUUCUCUUUCUUCCUCUGCUCCUUGUGAAAACUGGGGAGAAGGGGAAGGUGGAGCGUACAGCCUAACCUCCAAACAGGCUUCUCGCCCUCCUUGUCCUCUUUCAUCUCUCUGCAAACAUUUUCUUCUUCAUGUUGGUGUGUUGGAGGUCAGAGCGAGGAGGGGGUCGGCUUUGGGAUGUUGGAGCUCACUGUGGAGCCUCUCUGAGAUGUCGUGGUCCUCCGAACAAAACACCGGUGAAGGGAGGUUCCCUUUGAAAAUGCUGGUGAAGUGUGGCUCUCACUGCCUCUGUCCCCAUCAUGUUUGCAUGACCAGGGACAUCCUACCUACCUAAACUACCAUGUGCUCACAGCCUACAGCCUCUCAGGGCUCACAUUAAUCUCAUCCGCCGCAGCAGGACAGUUUCCUGACAGAGACAGCAUGGACCUGGAGAGCAGACUGGCUCUGAACAAACUGGGAGACACAGAGGCAGUCACCUCCCCCUCAGGUAAACGAUAUCGACCCAUCAACCUUAACCACUAUGCCACGAAGAAGAGCGCGGCUCAGAGCAUGCUGGACGUGGCUCUGCUGAUGGCGAACUCGUCCCAGCUGAAGACCGUCCUGUACGUGGGGCCUCAUUAUCGCUUCUACAUACCCCUCAUCGUGCUACUGUCCCUGUCCAUCGCUCUGCAGGUCAUGGUGGGGUUGCUGCUCGUCUUCAUAGUGAAGUAUGAUCUGAACGAUGUGAGGAAGCACGCAAAGCUGAACAGGAUGAACAACGUCGCCACGGUCUUUGUCUUCUUCACUGUACUCAUCAACAUCUUCAUCACAGCGCUGGGAUUCGAGGGGCAAGCUCUCAGGCCUGUUCCACCUCAGAUGUCCAUACAGGAGCCUUACUUUCCUCCCGAACUGCCCCUCGACCAGAAUCAGACGGGUUCUGGUUGACCUGUAAUCAUAAAGACCUGUGUCAGCUGCCUGUUUGAAUGUUUUACAUGUGGGUACGAACCUUCAGUUCCUAACAGAAAAACCAGACCACAUUGACGCUGGGAGGCUUCUGUGGAUCCAGAUCUAUCUCAGGACCAAAUCAAACCUCCUCUUCCUCAGAGACCACAGCUCAGGAUCAUAGCUGUUACUCCAUCUGGACUUAAGAUUCACAACCAGACACCUCAUUGUGAAUACGAUACCACUGUCUCGUUUUACUGAGUGAUCCGACCCCUGACCUUUGCAGACAAACUGUGCUGCUACAGACACUUACACCAUGUAAAUACAACCUCUUUAUAACGUUCCUGUUCAUGUCUUACCUUCAUGGAUGGAAGCUUUUUCUUCCUGUUUGUACCUUAAUAAACUGACUUGCUGCUCAGGAGAA